This is a messenger RNA of Gasterosteus aculeatus aculeatus (three-spined stickleback), 1873 nucleotides long. Lineage: Eukaryota; Metazoa; Chordata; Actinopteri; Perciformes; Gasterosteidae. The record is from RefSeq and is a predicted model, not a curated record.
UUUUGGUUGCUGCGUAUGAUUUCCCUGCCGGAUGUUUGGUUCUGUUUCAUAAUUCGGCUCCUUUCCUGUCACCCGCAGUACCUGCAGAUGAAAUGGCCUAUUUUGGACGUUCCCGGAUCUGCGGGACUGAAAGACUCCCGUUCUCCAACCCCGGGGCAUUUAUCCAAUAAAGUCCCGGUGGUGCAGCAUGCCCACCACGUCCACCCGCUGACACCGCUCAUCACCUACAGCAAUGAACACUUCUCCCCCGGCACGCCGCCAUCACACCUCUCCCCCGAGAUCCUCGACCCAAAGACAGGUAUUCCUCGGACCCCUCACCCGUCGGAGCUCUCUCCGUACUACCCGCUGUCUCCUGGGGCCGUCGGUUCCAUCGCACACCCUCUGGGCUGGUUCAUGCAACAGCAGGGCCAGCCCAUGUACUCCAUCCCUCCGGGGGGAUUCCGUCACCCCUAUCCGGCGCUAGCAAUGAAUGCAUCCAUGUCCAGCUUGGUGUCCAGCCGUUUCUCCCCUCACAUGGUGUCUCCUUCACCUCACGGCCUCCACCAGACCGGCAUUCCCCACCCGGCCAUCGUCUCCCCGGCCAUCAAACAGGAGCCCAGCGACAUGAGCCCCUCCAUGCAUGCCAGGAAAUCCCCAGUUCCUCCCAAGAAAGAAGAAGACAAGAGGCCUCAUAUUAAGAAACCGCUGAACGCUUUCAUGCUGUACAUGAAGGAGAUGAGAGCCAAAGUAGUGGCAGAGUGCACUCUGAAAGAGAGCGCUGCCAUCAACCAGAUCCUUGGGAGACGGUGGCAUUCCCUGUCAAGAGAGGAGCAAGCCAAAUACUACGAGCUGGCCAGAAAAGAGAGGCAACUCCACUCUCAGCUGUAUCCGGGGUGGUCAGCAAGGGAUAACUACGGAAAGAGGAAAAAGAGGAAGAGGGACAAUAAACCCGACUCAAAACCCGAAGACUUCUCCAUCAGAAGCAAGAAGCAGUGCGUGCAGUACCUUCCCUCGGAUAAGAUGUGCGACAGCCCGGCGUCGUCCCACGGCAGCAUGCUGGACUCGCCGGCCACUCCCUCCGCGGCCUUGGCCUCCCCGGCCGCUCCUGCCGCCACUCACUCCGAGCAGGCCCAGCCGCUAUCGCUCACCACCAAACCGGAGGGACGCAUGCACCACCACUUCUCCCUACCUGGGAAGGCAUCUGGAUCCACAUCCUCCUCCUCCUCCUCCUCCUCAUCUUCCUCCUCCUCCUCCUCCUCCUCCGCCUCCCAUACCCACCUCUCAAUCCCAAUUGGUACUUCAGGUAGCCACCCGACCACGCCCAUCCUUACCCGGCCAAUCCCGUUCACAUCCCUGCACCCCUCCAUGCUCUCCCCCCCAUCCCCCUUUCAUCAGGCAGCCCUUCACUCCCAUCAUGCGCUGUUCCAGUCGCAGCCCCUCUCCCUGGUUACCAAACCAACCGAAUGAAUUCACAAAGGAAACUUGCUCCCAUUUUAUUGUGCUGUAUAUUGCUUUUCUUUCAAAUAGAUAUUAGAUCAGCUUUUUUCUAAAUAAUGAAAAGGACAAAAUAUUAUUGGUCAAUAUUUGACUUACUCCUUUUCUACAACUCUGAAUGAAAACUAAAUGUAUUUUUUGUAAAGUUUACUGCAGAACUGGUUUCUUUUUGAUGCAUUUAUCCAAUGAACCUCUUGUAUAAAAGAACCAAUGUACAUAAAGUUUCUUUAUAAAAAAAAAAGGAACAAAAACAUGUUAUCUUUUUAGCCAAAACCUGAUUAAUGUUAGUAUUAAGUUUAAGUCAUAGUACCGGCCAAUAAUUGCAGCUCCCUUUUCAAUUCACGAGUGUGUGCCCCUUUCUUUGACAUGUUAAAUAAACAUUUGAAAUUGUUUCUUAAGA